This is a messenger RNA of Penaeus chinensis, 2888 nucleotides long. RefSeq lists its product as uncharacterized. The coding region runs from base 1168 to 2502 and encodes 444 amino acids. Lineage: Eukaryota; Metazoa; Arthropoda; Malacostraca; Decapoda; Penaeidae. Gene Ontology annotation, cellular component: nucleus. The transcript is spliced from 3 exons. The record is from RefSeq and is a predicted model, not a curated record. Gene Ontology annotation, molecular function: DNA binding.
UUUGCCUCCACAAUGUGACUCAAGGCGGGGUAGAAUACCACUGCGUACACUGAACUUUCCCAACCCACCCACCGAGCCGCCAUAUUGGUUGUACUGGGUUCGCUUUCUGUCGAACAAAGGAAAAUCCUCAAUAUUAUCCGUAUGCUUCAAUUUACUGGCUCUAAAAUGCCACAACUGUUAUUGCCCGUCUAGCGAAAGCUAAUUUUGUAUAUAACUAAACAGAUUCUAUCGCUAUUCCGCAGAAAUGUUUGACCAGAUUAGUAUUACGCAGUUAUUAUUAUUUCACAAUAUAUUCUUCCCAUUUAAUGACAUUCUCAACAUUAUAUAAAUAUGAAGUGUUUUCUGAGUCACAAGGAAUACAUAGAAUACUAAUCUGAUUACAAAUACUUUCGGAUUCAGUAAAAGCAAUAGUCAGGCCAUAUGUUAAUUAUUAAACACCCCAAUAAAGCAUUUUUGUUAAAAUUAGAAUCAAAUUUACUUUCCAAUAGGCCUCAAAAUAUUAUGCAAUGAGGAAUAUCUAGUAAUCGUGAGACGACACAAGGAUUUAUCACCAUGGUAGGCAUUUUAAUCAUAAUCAAUAUUAUCAUCAUCCAUCCAUUUGUUUUCAUUAUCAAUCUCCCUCAUCAUCAUCGAUAUUAUUAUCCAUCAUUUCAUUCAAUAAGCAAAAUACAGAGAAACUCCAUAAAUAAUGAUAAAUACAGCCCGUGACCAAAGCAUACCCUGCUAUUUCGUCUUAUCAAUUCGAUGUUCCUUCCCUUGUCUCCGUUUUCCCUCGUUUUCGGAUUAAAAACAUCCCCAGUGCAGAUAACCGCGCUGUGUCAUUCGGAUAAGAGAAUCAUAGACUUCGGCAGGAGAGGAGAAGAAAGGGGGGGUGGGGAGGCGAAGGCCGAAUCCCCAAUCCGGAUAAGAGAGGAGGCGAUAAUCGGAUUAAACGUUGGCGGCGUCCGGUAGGGUCCCGGUCCUCCUUUCUCGCUAGAGUGAACAGUCCGUUGUAGCGACGUGGAGGGAGAACACCGCUUUUUAGGGCCGCCGGUCGCUGCAGAGGGACAGAGCCUCCGCCUCGCAUCUCGACGCCGCUGCCCUCCUCGUCUCGCCCAGCAUCCGGAUACGCGAGGGCGCGGCUCGCCCGCGAUGGCUCCGUAGGGCGAGGCGCCGCCGGAAGGAGGAAUGCUCGCGAGCGGCGCCGAAGCCGGACGGGGGGAGGCCGCCCCCGCCGCCCCCGCCCCCCGCCCGCCGCGCGACCGGACGCCCGACCGCUGCAACGGCGCCAGCAGGCUCGCCCCGCGGCCGGAUGCCGAGCUGCAGGGCCCCGAGGCCGCCGCCGGCCGGACCUCGAAGACGCCCUCCCCCUCGACCCCGCGCCCCCCCGACGCCUCCCCCCCGCGUCCGGACUCCAAGCCGGAUCCCCGCGCCGCCAGGAACGGCCAUGAUAUCGCCGUCGCCGCCGCCGCCGCCGCCAUGGACAGCAGGGACCAGGGCGAGGACAAGCGGCGGGAGGCCGGAUACGGGGGCGCCGCCGCUCCGGUUAAGGAGGAGUGGUUCCACCCGCCGCUGCACAUGCUGGAGCCCGUGCCCGCCCAGCCAGCAGUCCCGAAGCGACGUCGGACGGUGCUGUCGAUCGCCGAGAAGGCCGACCUCAUCCGGCGCCUCCACAGCGGCGAGUCGCAACGGCAGCUCGCCCUCGAGUACGGCAUCGGGACGUCCACCGUGUCCGACGUCAAGAAGCACGAGGUGGAGAUCCUCAAGUACGUCGAGACCAACGGGGACUUCGUGGCCAUGACGCGCCGGAAGCUCGAGUCGGGCGCCAAGGCGGACGUCGAGGAGGCGGUGUUCGAGUGGCUGCUGCAGGAGGUACGCUGCGGCCGCGAGCUGGCGGGCACGGAGGUAAUGGCGCGCGCACGCGCGGAGCACCAACGCCUGCGAGGCAACGACGACUUCCGCGCGAGCACGGGCUGGCUGGAGCGCUUCAAGCGGCGCUACAACAUCCGCGCCUUCCGCCCGGGCGAGGAGGACGGCUGGCGCCCCAUAGUGCAGCGCGCGGGCGGCGACGACUCGCGGGCGCAGCGGGGCAAGCGGCGCGGGCGGCCGCCCCUCACGCGCCCGGCCGACAAGGCGCGCGCGGCGGCCGAGCGUCUGUGCAAGGGGCGCGCGCUAGACCUCCUGGAGCGCGUGCUGGAGGGCGCGUCGCCGCCGCCGCACGUCAAGAUGGAGCCGGAGGCGCAGGACGAGUAUGACUACGGCGACAUGCACGACUGCGACGACGACCUGUCGCCCGAGACGCAGCACAGCCUGCAACCGCUGGUGAGCCUGGAGGAGGGCCACGUCGCGCUGGACAUCCCGCCCGUGGAGGAGAUUCCCUCGGCGGGCGAGGCAGCCGCGCUGCUCGCCAAGGCGCUGGUGUGGGCGGCCGCCCAGCCCGACACCACGCCGCAGGAGCUCUACGUCAUGAAGCAGCUGCAGACGAAGGCCGCCCUCAGCUGCCACGCGAGGGCGUCGCACUGACUGUCGUCGUCGCGGCCUCCCGCAGUCGAGUCACGCCGGCGCUUCCCGCGGCCGUCCCGAAGGCCCGCGCCCAGGCCCCGGAGGCCCCGCAGGUAGCCUUGCAAUCAUCAUAUGCCAAACCACAAGUAUUACGUAACCAGUGUUAUCCCAGACACCUCGGCUGCUGCGACCCGGCCCUCCCGCGCGGGACGAGGCCGCGGUCGGGCGCCGCACUCCGCACAGGGUAAGAUUUCCGGCCGCAAGCAGUCUGCUCUCUCGUGAGACCUGUAUGGUAUACCAUGAUUUAUUUGUAUAUAUAUGUAUAUAUAUGUGUAUGUAUAUCCAUAUACAUAUAUAUAUGUAUAUAUAUGUAUAUAUGUGUAUAUAUAUACAUAUACAAAUACAUA